GUCGCCGUGAAACAUCGUACUUGUAAAAAUAUUUUCAUAACACGAUGAGCACCAUCUACAUGAUAAGUAACUUCUCCAUGGUUAAUGACCUCUCUUUGGCGAACGUCUCGUAUCGUCGUCAAAACGACAAAAGGAACCGUAUUCAUAGUCCUCAGCUUAACGCCUUUGAUCAUCUUCACUUGACACCAUUCCCGAAUUUAUAUGGAGAACAGAACCUUAGCGAUGUAAUUCCGGCACAUUUGUCAAAACGACUACACGCUUUACCUCGCCUAACCAUGCAUUUAAAAGAUACAGACAAUAAUCUUAAAUGUAAAGAAAACCCGAAAUUUUUGGAUCUUGUCUUUGCUGACAAAUUACUACCAUACUUUGCUGUCGGUGUUGGCGGUGGUAUCCUCUUGUCUAUCUUGUUGGCGGGGUUCUUGUUCCGCAUGUUUCGCGCUAGUGACCCCAGCACCAUAUGCCCAGAAGAAAACCGUAGAACGCCUAGAAUGCGCUGUUACUCGAUGAUGAUGUUGAUUUUCACCCUAACUUGCAUAUUUCUGUGUAUAUGUGGGUUUUUCAGUGUGAAUUUACAAGUCAAUCGAGUUUACCAUUUGAUUGAAACCUCAGACGGAUUCUUAAAUAACAUAAAUGAGACUUUUGAUAAAUAUAGUAAAGAUACACUAUCUCGGUAUAGAAAACCAAGUUUUUCGUAUCAUGAAAGACGACUGGUUCGAGAAAUCGAUAAUAUAACUAAAGCAAUGGAGAACAACUUUGAAAAUAAAUACAGAGCAUUUAUUAAAAAAGUGCAACAAGUCACGAAGGAAUCGGAACCUGGACUUCGAGACCUUAUUGAGAGUAUGUGGAAUGCAGAUAUAAUAAUUACUGCCUUACAAGUUGUGCUCUGGUUGAGUCUCCUUAUUGUACCAUCUCUAUUAUUAUUAACCGUGAAGAAUAUUUCAACACGUUGUCUUAGAGGAGUAAUCAUAUUGUUUAAACUACCAACAUUUUUAGCAAUUUUAGUUGCUUGGGCGCUAUUAGGAGUUUUUUUCGUCAUGGCUGUGACAGUUUCCGACCUUUGUUUUACUAACGACACUCUUAAUGGAAUAACUAACAUUACUAACACAAUUCUAUCGGAAACUACUAAGAAAGCUGUAGAACUUUUCCAACAUUGUGACAGUAUUGGGAAUAUAAAUACAAAUUAUCGUUGGAAAAAUGAAUGGAAUACUCUAUCCAAUGCUAUUGUAAAUGCUUACAAUAUAAUUACUAUAUUUCAGAAAACUAAUAAUUAUUACUGGGGCUAUAACAAAACUUUUAUCGGCAUACGACGUAAAAUAGGAGAUUGUAAAUAUUUGAUGGAACAGUUCAAUCGAACGUGGCAGGACUAUAAUUAUACAAUAUUGAAAUACUGUAAAGAAACGACCAGAGACUACAGUGAAAAUUUACAUGACGCGAUUCAAACGCGUUGCAUUCGCAACGAGUAA
Molecule: messenger RNA, 1463 nt
Organism: Hyposmocoma kahamanoa
Lineage: Eukaryota; Metazoa; Arthropoda; Insecta; Lepidoptera; Cosmopterigidae
Exons: 11
Coding region: 45-1463 (472 amino acids)
Cellular component (GO): plasma membrane
Molecular function (GO): volume-sensitive chloride channel activity; intracellularly calcium-gated chloride channel activity
Source: RefSeq, a predicted model, not a curated record